AUGGCCGACAACCAAACAGGAGGAGAGGGAGCUGGUAAACGCCGUAAGAACCGCGAUAUGGGACGAAAUGAGUGGAGUCGCCAAUCCAUAGAUAAAAGAGAGCGCCUGGAGCGACAGGCAGAGGCAAAGCGACGCAAGAUUGAGAAUGGCGAAGCACCAGAGGCUCCGAUUUAUGCCACUCAAUUUUCCAAAGAAGAAAUCGCCAACGAGGAACGUCGUCCCAAAAAGAAGGUCGCGCUGAUGCUGGGAUAUUCGGGAACUGGCUACUAUGGAAUGCAGCUCAAUGAGAACCAAAAGACAAUUGAGGGAGACCUAUUUUCGGCACUGGUUGCAUCAGGAGCCGUAUCCAAGGCAAAUGCCUCCGAUCCCAAGAAGUCCUCUUUUGUGCGCUGUGCGCGUACAGACAAGGGUGUUCACGCUGCGGGAAAUGUGGUGUCACUGAAGAUGAUUGUGGAGGAUCCCGAUAUUGUUAAGAAAAUCAACGACAAUCUUAGUCCUCAGAUUCGUCUAUGGGGCUAUGAGACUACGACUGGAGGCUUCAGCUGUUAUCAACUAUGCGAUUCGCGGGUUUACGAGUACUUGCUCCCGAGUCAUGCUCUCCUCCCCCCGCACUAUAGCACCUGGCUAGGCAAAAAGAUCGUUGAGUUGGCGGACAAAGCGGGUGACCUGGAUGAUGUGAAGGCUAGGCAAGAGGAAGUGGCAGGCUAUUGGGAAAAGGUUGAUGAAGAACAGAUCCGGCCCAUCCUGGCGAAGGUACCAGAGGACGUGCGCAAUAUUGUCCAAAAGGCUAUCUUUACAAAUGACGAACAAGAUUCUUCGGCAGCUCCAGAUGAAGUCUCAUCUGGUAUGGAUGUUCAGGCCAAGCCCGAUGAGUCGUCUACCCAACCACCUGCUAACCUGGAGAGCAGUGCAGAGCCAUCUGCGGAAACAGGCGAAGCUAAGCCCUUCGUCAUGGACCCUCGCCAGCAAAUGAUUCACGAUACCAUCAAAUCUGUUAAAGCCGCCUACCUUGCAGCUAAGCGAGCUUAUCGUGUCUCCCCAGCUCGUGUGGCUCGUCUACAAGAAGCCUUGAACCAAUACCAGGGCACCAAGCGAUUCCACAAUUACACCAUCCAAAAGAGUUACAAGGAUCAGUCUGCCCAACGUAUCAUCAAAUCCUUCAAGGUUAACCCAGAACCGAUCCUCAUCAAUGGCACUGAGUGGCUUAGCUUGAAAGUUCAUGGCCAGAGCUUCAUGAUGCAUCAAAUUCGCAAAAUGGUUGCCAUGGCUGCUCUCAUCGUCCGUUCCGGGUGCAUACCCAGCCGGAUUUCUGAAACAUACGGUCCUGAGCGGAUUGCCAUCCCCAAAGCCCCGGGUCUAGGACUGUUACUGGAACGUCCUAUCUUCGAUAGCUAUAACACCAAGGCCACUUCCCUUGGUCGUGAACCGGUUGGCUUCACAAAGUUCACCACUGAAAUGGAAGAAUUUAAGCAGCGAGAGAUCUAUGACCGGAUCUUCCGUGAAGAACAACAAAGCUCUGCAUUCAACAUUUUCUUCAAUCACAUCGAUCAUUACCCCGCCGAUUAUUAUCUCUACGUCACAUCAGGCGGCAUUGAGGCUUCUAAACUGGUCCCUGCCCCUCAAUCGACACAAGGCGCUUCCAGGUCGUCCGUUAAAAAACAAGUUGACAAGUCUGAGCAUGAUAUUCUUGCCGCUGUCGAGUCAGAAUCAGAAGACGAAAGCAAUCUGGCAGAGGACCGUUAA
This is a messenger RNA of Penicillium angulare, 1743 nucleotides long. RefSeq names its product pseudouridine synthase PUS2. The coding region runs from base 1 to 1743 and encodes 580 amino acids. The record is from RefSeq and is a predicted model, not a curated record. Lineage: Eukaryota; Fungi; Ascomycota; Eurotiomycetes; Eurotiales; Aspergillaceae. Gene Ontology annotation, molecular function: RNA binding; pseudouridine synthase activity. Gene Ontology annotation, biological process: mRNA pseudouridine synthesis; tRNA pseudouridine synthesis. The transcript is spliced from 3 exons. Gene Ontology annotation, cellular component: nucleus.